GUUCGAUGACCCCUGCUGAGGCCCCGGAGGUACGGAGGUCGAAGCGCUUGAGUCGGACUCAGUCGGUGGCUGUCGAAGAUGGAGGAGAGGCCAGCAGUAGUGGCUCUGUGAGGAAACUACAGAGGACCAAGUCGAGUGGUGGGAAGGAAGGAGGGAAGGCGACUAUGAGUGAAGAGAAGGUCGAGGGGGCUCCUGCUGCCGCUGCUCAUCAUCAUCAACAGAAGCGGGCAUCUCAACCGAUACUGGUGGCACCAGUGAAUGUCGUG
This is a messenger RNA of Perkinsus marinus ATCC 50983, 266 nucleotides long. RefSeq lists its product as hypothetical. The annotation marks the transcript as partial. The transcript has a single exon. NCBI's taxonomy places the organism in Eukaryota, Perkinsozoa, Perkinsida, Perkinsidae. The record is from RefSeq and is a predicted model, not a curated record.